CCAGGGGAGCUUGCAGGAGCUUUUCCUGCCUCAUCUGUUGCAAAGCUGCGGGAGAGGUGGCAGCCCAUGCAUCCUGCCAGCUGAAACAGAAGAAACUUUGUGUUAGCUUUACACAGUAUCAGCAGGGAAUGCAUUGAAAUAAGCAAAUGGAAGAAUCUACGGACAACACCGCACGCGUUUUGAAGCCACUUUCUCGUGCGUACCAACAUUUCAUUACGGGACUAUGAGCAAACUUUUCCCGUCGGUGGAACCAGCGCGUUUUAUGAGAAGUUGUUUUUUUAAGUGUCACAUUUAAAUUCAGUGGACUGAACGUUUUAAUGACAGUUUUUGUGCGAUUAUUGAGGACUGCAGACUGAAAAAAAGACGCACCAAUCUGUCCGCUCGAGGUCGAGGAGGAUUGUGGAGACUACUGCAGACAUGAGACCGUUUGUCAUCUGCGUGCUUCUGCUGCUAAAAGUUACUCUUGGAUAUGCCUGUACCAGCAGCCAGUUCACUGAAUCAGGGCAGUGUUGCAGUCUGUGUCCUGCUGGCUUCGGAGUGGAGGUAGAGUGUGGGAAAGAGGAUACCAAGUGCACACCAUGCCCAAAGGGAACGUUUUCCUCAUCCGAAAGCCUUGGCUCUUGCCUUUCCUGUGCAAAGUGCCCACCCAGUGUUCCCAUGAUGGCCUCUUGCUCUGCCACUCAAGACACACAAUGUGAAUGUGACAACGGCUUCUUCUUUUUGAGCAGCUACGGCAUGUGUGCGCCUUGCUCCAAAUGUACUCGUAGUGGAGAGGGUGUAGUCCGGGAGUGUGGCCCACAGGGAGACACACAGUGCCAGAUCUGUGGCCCAGGAACAUUUUCUGAGGAGCGCAUUAGCACCAAACCCUGCCAGGCCUGUACCCAGUGCUCUGACAGCGAGGUGGAGAUCCGACACUGCAUGCCCAACUCUGACACCCUCUGCAUGGAUAGGAAGCUGCACAUUCUGUCUCGUCCUGCUCUGGGUGGGUCUGAUGCUCCUCGCUGGCCAGGUGCUGAGGAGGGGGAAACCAGUCCUGCCCCUGCUGGAACACCCAAGUUCACCCCGCAGGAUGAUGGAGGCAGCAACAACAUUCUAGCCUACGUGUCUGUUCUUGCUGCCGUGGUGCUGGGUCUGCUUAUUUAUGUGGCUUAUAAAUGCUGGAGAUCAUGUAAACAGAAAAGGGCUCUUUCUAAGGCCCGCGCAGCUGAGUUGGGAGCAUCUCCAGAGGGAGAAAAGCUCCAAAGUGACAGCGGUGUUUUUCUGGACUCUCACAGCCUACAAGACAACCAGCCCAGCAAAGGUACUAAGAGGGACAGCAAGCAGGACAAUCGUCUGUACAUCAACCUACCCCCCCACAGACAGGAAGAGGUGGAGCGCCUCCUGCAGGAGGGAGGGGGCCGGGGCUGGAGGCAGCUGGGUGCAGCGCUGGGCUAUGAGCCUGAACAGCUGGACCUGUUUGGGCGUGGAGAAGCCCCCGCUCACACGCUCCUCUCUAACUGGGCCCAGAAAGAAGGCUCCACUCUGGGACUGCUGUGUUCUGCACUGGCCCGCAUUGAGAGGCCUGACAUGGUAACAGCUCUUAACUGCCCCACGCAGGGUGUUUCUUUGGUCUGAUGUCUCCUCAAGCACACGUAUGACACUAACAGUGGAGAACUUUAACUGAAAUGACAAGGAAGGCACUCUGAUAUCAACACCUCUGACUGUUGGAGGCUGUCACUGAUGGUUCUGAUUACUUAUAAUUUAGUUUUAUAUUCGUGUAUCACUUUCUUCUGUCCCAGUUUAUGUCACCAUUUGAUUUUACAUGGAUCCAACUGCAAUGUGUCUGUUAUCACUACAGAGCAAAUUACCACUUUACCAGUGGAAAUGAAAACUUAUGAAUAAAUAUACAGUAUGUUGAAAACUCUCAUUGCCACUACUGAGGGAACAACAUUUUCAGUUAGCUGGCAUUGAAAACUGUAGAAAACUAGUUAUAUUAGAUUAGAACUACAAUGACCUCCACAAAAAGUACAAUGUUGUUUACAUGCACACACAUCCUGGUUACACAUCCUCGGUCAGUGGCAGGAAACACAAUAAUGUGUUUACAGUACACGUGUUGCAAGGGUGGGAUUAUUCUAUAAACCACAGUUUACAUGAUAUUUGGACAGUAAUCAGAUUUAUCCCCUGCCCCCUCUAAAAAAAUGUCAGCCCUCCACGUGCUGUUGUAAACAAAUACAGCUGUUUGUAGUCUAGCUAGCCUUGUUUUAUGAAUCACAACUUUAGCAACCUCUUUGGUAUUGCAGUUGAUUUUUUUCCCAGAAGGAGACGGUUUCUUCCAGCAACACUGCUUUCUAACAUGAUGCGACUUUCCCCAUUUGGAAACAUUUCCAUGCACAUGUACAUGCCCAAAAAGAGAAGAAAACCCAUUGAAGGGUUUACAUGGCCAAGUGAUCCACCUUCCCGAUGAUGCUUGCAGUUGCUAAGAAGACUUUAUCUAAUGUGUAGAUGGGAACUGCGCACUCAUAUUUUUUACGUCUGUUGCCUUGUUCUGUUGUUUUUUUUCUACUUCUUUUUCUGCUGCAGGCUCAAUAUAGCCUUGGUAUUUAUUCACACUGAGGGUUUAUAUUAUGCACAUGCAUGCAUUCAAAUCUCAUCAGAAAACACAAACUUAAACAUUCUGUGAAAUAUAAAAAACACAUUUUUUAGCUCUUCCUAAUAAUCAUCUAUAAUUAGAAAUAUCUUAAAUAUUGAUUCAUUUUGACAAAUCACGGCUCAAAGUGAGAUUAUUUUUGAACUGUGAAGACUGAAGAAAAGGAAUAGAAAUGAUCUAUUCUCCUUGCAUUCAUAAUACACAGCUUCAUUUUUGUCACAUUGAUUUCUCACAUUAGACACAGAAAAAAAAUCCAAAGACACUGUUAACAUCAAUGCUUGUGUCCAGGUCGCCAUCUUGCUUUUGUAUUUAUUUCAUCACCAUUUCAAGUAUAAAACUAAAUAAAGUCUAUAAAAACCUUGGACAUGUGCAGUGUCCUAGUUACACUAUGUGAUGGACUCAGAUGGUUUGAUAUGUUUUAACGCCAGCCAUGUAUGGUUUUGUGUAUAUAUUUCCUAAUAGUAUGUCUCAAUGUGUUUUUGUAAGAGUUUUAUUGAUUUAAUAAAUAACUUUGAUAAGCCA
Molecule: messenger RNA, 3148 nt
Organism: Sander lucioperca (pikeperch)
Lineage: Eukaryota; Metazoa; Chordata; Actinopteri; Perciformes; Percidae
Gene: nradd
Product: neurotrophin receptor associated death domain
Exons: 6
Coding region: 418-1614 (398 amino acids)
Biological process (GO): Rho protein signal transduction
Cellular component (GO): cell surface; plasma membrane
Molecular function (GO): nerve growth factor binding; death receptor activity; coreceptor activity
Source: RefSeq, a predicted model, not a curated record